AUGCCAGAAAAGCUUGUUAGCCUCAAGAUUGGAGCGCUCUUUGCGGUCCUCGUUGCGUCGGUCAUAGGAAUAAUGAUCCCUAUACUUCGAUGGCGGAAUCAAAGCCCCAAAGAGUCGCGAGCAGGGGCGUUCUGGUAUUUCAUUCUUAGAUCCUAUGCAGCUGGCGUCAUGCUUGCUUUAGCAUUUGUUCAUAUUAUCGCCGAUGCGCUAGCUACCAUGGAUGGUCUGACUGGAAAUUUUCCGAUAGGUUCAGUUUUUGUAAUGCUGGGUGUUAUGACCAUGAUGAUUGUUGAGAGACUCUCCUUGGAUUUUGGAUCCUUCUUCAGCAAAAAAUCUGAAGAUGGGGUGUCUGUCGUUAGCCAAGAGUCUUCACAAAAUCCAACACCCUCUGAUUGCGCUAAGCCUCCAUACUCUCCUGCAGAUUUUCCCCAGGCACAUCCGUACGGCAUUGCGCCAGCUUCACUAGGGUUGAAUUAUCCAGCGGAUACGAUCAUCUCACCUCAUGCAAUACAAAUGCAGCAUCGUGUACUGCCGCUGGGACCAGUCCAAGACGUCGAGAGCUCCACUGACCUGUCACAGGACGAUGCCAAGCCGAAGGUGAUGCUGGGCAUGCUAGAGCUGGGGAUCGUCGUUCACUCGGUCAUCAUUGGAAUGGAUCUUGGCGUAAAGACAGACAGACCUAGUGCGAUUGUUGGACUCGUGAUAGCUCUUUGCUUCCAUCAGUUCUUCGAAGGCCUUGGGCUGGGAUCUUGUAUCGCCAACGUGAUGCAUGAUAAGGAUUCUCAAGUGAACUGGUGCAAGGUCGUCAUGAUGGUCGCCGUCUUCUCCUUGACAUUCCCACUGGGAGGCGCCUUGGGUAUGAUCAGCAUCGCAGCAGAGUCCUUUCAUGCCGACAACCUGUUCCAACCAUGGCUUCAAGAGGAUUUCAACAGAGCAGACAUCAACUCGCGGGAGAACUUGGCCCUGCGAUGGCUAAUGCUGCUCAGCGUCGUCCUCGGAGCCACUUGUAUGUCUUUGUUAGCACUUCAAGCUUGA
This is a messenger RNA of Guillardia theta CCMP2712, 1035 nucleotides long. RefSeq lists its product as hypothetical. Gene Ontology annotation, biological process: zinc ion transmembrane transport. The transcript has 3 exons. NCBI's taxonomy places the organism in Eukaryota, Cryptophyceae, Pyrenomonadales, Geminigeraceae. Gene Ontology annotation, cellular component: plasma membrane. The record is from RefSeq and is a predicted model, not a curated record. Bases 1 to 1035 code for a protein of 344 amino acids. Gene Ontology annotation, molecular function: zinc ion transmembrane transporter activity.